GGUUCGCGUUACGCCGGGGUUGCAUCACGGGCGCCGGGCUAUAAGAAGCCUGAGGGUCCUGCAUGUGGGCACCAUCAGGUCCACAUUGUCCUGCAGUACAGGUCUUACCCAGUCAGCAGUCAUGAAAUUCUCCCUCAUCGCAGCCGUUGUCGUGCUCGCCCUGGCACAAGGAAGCUUCGCUCAGGAUGCUGCCGACAUCGAGAGGCUCGGUCAGUACUUUGAGGAGAUGAAGACCAAAAUGACUCAGGAGCUGACUGAGAUGAUCCGCACCAGAGACCUUGCAAGCGAGGCCCAGACCUUCCUCGAGGACAGGAAAUCCCAGCUGGAGCCCCUGGCUGCUCAGAUCCAGCAGCAGCUGCAGAGCGUCGCCACCAGCGUGGAGGAGCAGAUCAAACCCAUGGCUGCCAGCGUGCAGACCCAGGUCCAGCCCAUGCUCGAAAGCUUCCAGAAGCAGAUGGAGCUCAUGUUCCAGAAAAUGGCAGAGCAGGCCAAGGCCAUCGGCCAGUAAACCAUCUUCUCCGUCGUGGGACCGAGUUCAUGGAGAUACUGGUGUUCAGGAAGCUGAUAAUGUGUUUCAGUGCUUGUUGACGUGCGUCAUCUGUCUCAAAGCACAAUUAAAAACUUGAAACAAA
Molecule: messenger RNA, 632 nt
Organism: Mugil cephalus (flathead mullet)
Lineage: Eukaryota; Metazoa; Chordata; Actinopteri; Mugiliformes; Mugilidae
Product: type-4 ice-structuring protein LS-12-like
Exons: 4
Coding region: 122-508 (128 amino acids)
Source: RefSeq, a predicted model, not a curated record